Sodiomyces alkalinus F11 is the source of this 2907-nucleotide messenger RNA. RefSeq names its product fungal-specific transcription factor domain-containing protein. Gene Ontology annotation, biological process: positive regulation of transcription by RNA polymerase II; DNA-templated transcription. Lineage: Eukaryota; Fungi; Ascomycota; Sordariomycetes; Glomerellales; Plectosphaerellaceae. The transcript has 4 exons. The record is from RefSeq and is a predicted model, not a curated record. The coding region runs from base 1 to 2907 and encodes 968 amino acids. Gene Ontology annotation, molecular function: DNA-binding transcription factor activity, RNA polymerase II-specific; zinc ion binding; sequence-specific DNA binding.
AUGAAUGCCGCCGACAUCUACCGGCAAGCCCCAGGCUUCAAUGCCUACCUCCCUCCUGGCCCACCAGCUGCACAUCUCCCUCCGCAACCCUUUUCCUAUGCAGCACCCCGGUCUGCGCCCCCGAUUGCCGCUCCUCUUCAACCCCGAGGAAACCAGCAGCUCGACGAUGACGAUUCUUCUUCGCAUCCCGCUCGCAUCGCCCAUACUCUAACCGCCUGCUGUCGUUGCCGUCAAAGGAAGACGCGAUGCGAUCCCACCCUUCCCCGCUGCUUGCCCUGCGAGAGGUCCGGCUCCAUAUGUGAAUACUACGACGCGUCCAAGGGUCGCAAGAUUGGCCGCAACUACGUCGUCAAGCUCCAGGAAAAGGUCCGCCAGCUCGAGGCCGAAUUAGCUCAAUACACCGACGAGGACAACGACCGGCCCCGAACCAACGAAGAUGUCGUUCGUCCAGGUGGCCUGGUCCGUCUUCCCGGUUCCGAUGAGCCCCCGCGAUAUCUCGGCCCGAGCAGCGGCAUCGCGAUGACCCGCCUCGUCAUGGAGCAGGCGAAGGCUUUCACCGACUCCAAGCGCAUCUCGGACCUCAUUCCCGAAGUUCGCGCCAGGAGGCAGACCCGCAUGCAGUCUAUUGUCAUGACAAACCCCGUAAAGCGGAAGAAGAGCUAUCCCAUCACCAGCGCCCACCCGGCCAAGACCUUACCCGCCCGCCACGUUGCCAACAAGCUCGUAGAUAUCUUCUGCCAGCGCUCCCAGGUUUUUUGGCCCACUUUGCACGAGAAGCUAUUCGUCCGUGACCUCGAAGCCGUCUUUUCUGGCGACUCUGAUCCCCACAAGAACUUCGUCUGUCGUAUGGUCUUCGCCAUCAGCCUCCAGCAGCUCGGCCUGCACUAUGCUGGUCUCGCCGACAGUUACUACCUCGCUGCCAUGGACCAUCUUGAGAAGGUGGUCCGCCCGAAGGAUGUCAAGACGCUGCAGUGUCUGGCCCUCAUCUGCCAAUACUCCCUCUUGACCCCGACUCGCGUUUCCGUUUACUACGUCAUCGGUAUGGCCACGCGCAUCUGCCAGGCCGAAGGGCUCUGCGACGAGAAAACCAUCUCCGCCAGCUACUCCAUGGGUCUGAUGGAUCCACUGACCCUGGACAUGCGGCGCCGGCUUUUCUACAUCAUAUCCUCCAUGGAACUGGGUCUCGCCUACAGCAUGGGUCGCCCGAACGGGCUCGCCAAGGGCGAUGACUUCAUGGACGUCAAGCCCUUUGCCCCAGCAGGCGACGAGCACAUAACCGAAGAAGGCAUUCUCCCGGCCCCGCCCAGUGAGAAGAAGGUCAUUGCAAUUCAUUUCUUCAGAAUGCGGGUUCUACAGUCGGAGAUCAAGCGAAUCCUCUACGAGAAGAAACGGCCGGAGCCGCGAAAUGAAACCCAUCCGUGGUUUGCCAAGAUGGAGAAGGACAUCCAGGACUGGAUCGAUGGCUCGCCGCAGAACCCAGCCUGGUGCAAAGCAUGGUUCACCGGCCAUGCCCAACAACUGCGCAUCUUUCUCCACCGCCCGUCCCCGCAGGUUCCCAAGCCCUCAGCGCGGGGCGCCGCGAUUUGUUACGACGCUGCCUCGUACAUCAUCAACUUGUCCAAGUUCCAGAUGGAGAAGUCGGCCACCGACAUCACCUGGAUUUUCGUUUCAAAUCUGUUCAUGUGUCUGAACACCCUCCUGUGGGCUGUCUCGUACGCCGACAUUAGGCGGGCACAUUCCCGGGAGGAAGUGGACGAACUUAUUCAGGUGACUCUCGACAUUCUCGACCAAGAGCCGUGCUCCCAGCGGUGGCCGGGGUCCUCGGCGGCCUCUCACUUGUAUUCCAUCAUGGCCAAAGCGUGCCUGCAGGUCUACGACGACGCGAAGGAGCCGCCAACAGCGCCUCCGAAUGCCUUCUUCGACGUUAACAUGCCCCGUGACGCCGACCUGUCAGCAGCGCCGGGCACGCCAUUCCAAGGCAACGGUAAUUCUGGCGCUCCGCAAUUCGGGGCCGUCUUCAAUGCGACCCCGGAAGCAAUGAACGCCUUUGGCUACAACAGCAACCAAAACCAUCCCCCACACCCAACCUUCCGGUCCAAUUCCAUCUUCAUGAGUCCCGCCUCCAACGAGUCGGGAUCGGGUCGCCGAUGCUCCGCGUACCCACCGGAGUCGCCCAUGGACGACUCGACUCCGCCGGCCUUCAAUCCAGGCCGUUUGCCGACGUCGGUGACGCCGGGCCCCAAUGGCACCGUGAACGCCAUGCCCACUCCCCCGGAAUCACUCAACGCGUCGAUUCGUUCAGUCGAGACGCCGGGUAGCGCGAGAUCCACAGUCUCCCCGCCGUCCGGGGCGCAUUCGACGCCGACCAUGGCUCACUCGACGCCCACCAUGGCGGAUUCGUCUCCGGCUAUUCCAGGGCCCAACAUCGUUCACCCCACGACCACGAACAUGUCACCUCCACCCCCUCCGCAACCUAAAAUGCCUGGCCAAACCCAGGCGCCUCAACGCGGGACCACGUUCGUCGUGCCCCCGGCCCCGCAACCCAGCAUUCCACAACGGCCCCUUCCUUCCGACGGUACCAUCGACUGGUUCGCCCCGCCGCCGCCAUUUAUGUCGCCAUAUUCUUUCAAUCCGAUGAGCAACAACGGCUUCUUCAACGACGUUCAGAUGAACGGCUUCGGCAACGUCCAAGGGGCCGGACUGGGCUUGGGGCCGUUCAGCAACAUUGGUUCCUUCUCCGGUCAGCCGGUGGGCUGGAACCCGGAGCGCCACGGCAGCCUGACACAGGAGCAGCAAGUCGAACUUAUGAACGCGUUGGAGAAUGAAGGACUGGGCGAAAUCGACGCUUUCUUGAGUAUGGAUACGAACACCACCCCUGGUAUCCCCACGAGCAAUGGCUGGUCUUGA